Messenger RNA from Scophthalmus maximus (turbot), 2908 nucleotides. It is a transcript of the gene qrfprb, whose product is annotated as pyroglutamylated RFamide peptide receptor b. Gene Ontology annotation, biological process: G protein-coupled receptor signaling pathway. The transcript is spliced from 6 exons. Gene Ontology annotation, molecular function: peptide binding; neuropeptide Y receptor activity. NCBI's taxonomy places the organism in Eukaryota, Metazoa, Chordata, Actinopteri, Pleuronectiformes, Scophthalmidae. Bases 164 to 1483 code for a protein of 439 amino acids. Gene Ontology annotation, cellular component: membrane. The record is from RefSeq and is a predicted model, not a curated record.
AGACACACAGAAAGAGAGAGAGAGAGAGAGAAGCAGCAGGUGCUGCCUGGUGGAGGAGGAGGAGGAGGAGGCAGCAUCCCGACGAAGAGUGGAGGACUCGCAUCCCUGUCUCCCCCUCCUCCUCUGCCGGCACACCAGUGCGUGUCGGGGGUCGAGCGGCAGCAUGGCAGCCGCCUCCACGGACUCGGGACAGCCGGCCACCAGGAUCACCCCGCAGGCGCUGCAGGACAUGCUCCGCUUCUACAACCUGAGCCGCCGGGAGUUCAUCAACACCUACAACAUCCAGCCGCUCGUCUACGUGCCCGAGCUGCCGUACAGCGCCAAGGCGACCUUCGUGCUGCUCUACGCGCUCAUCUUCGCGCUGGCGCUGGCCGGCAACUGCCUGGUCGUCUACAUCGUCGUGAAGAAGCGCGCGGUCCAGACGGCCACGGACGUCUUCAUCUGCUCGCUGGCGGUCAGCGACCUGCUCAUCACCUUCUUCUGCGUCCCGUUCACGCUGCUGCAGAACCUCUCCUCCGAGUGGUUCGGGGGGGUCCUGGUUUGCAAGACAGUUCCCUUUGUGCAGACCACAGCCAUAGUGACGGGCAUCCUCACGAUGACCUGCAUUGCCAUUGAGAGAUACCAGGGCAUUGUCUUCCCCCUGAAAAUGAGGAGGCAGUACUCGUCCAAAAGAGCAUACAAGAUGCUAGGGCUUGUUUGGAUCGCCUCAGUGAUAGUGGGCUCGCCGAUGCUGUUUGUGCAGCAGCUCGAGGUGAAGUACGACUUCUUGUACGAUCAUUACCACGUGUGCUGCCAGGAGAGUUGGCACUCGCUGACUCAAAGGCAGGUGUACACCACCUUCAUCAUGGUGGCCCUGUUCCUGCUCCCGUUGGCGGCCAUGCUGUUCCUUUACACGCGCAUUGGCAUCGAGCUGUGGAUGCGCAACCGGGUGGGCGACUCCUCGGUGCUCAACACCAUGAACCACAGGGAGAUCUGUAAGAUCUCAAGGAAAAAGAAGAGAGCCGUUAAAAUGAUGAUCACCAUCGUUCUGUUAUUCACGAUUUGCUGGGCACCGUUCCACACAGUCCACAUGCUGUUCGAGUACUAUGACCUGGAGAACAAAUGUGACGGAGUCACCCUCCACAUGAUCAUCGCCAUCGUUCAGGCCAUCGGGUUCUCCAACAGCUUCAACAAUCCCAUCGUGUACGCCUUCAUGAACGAGAACUUCAAGAAGACCUGCGUCUCCACCCUCUCCCACUGCCUCAGGAAGCCUAACCAGCAGGGCGGCGCUGUGGUGGUGCCUAAACUGAGCGUGCAGUUCAUCAAACCCCAGAGCAGGGAAGCCUUCAUGGACUCAGGGCAAGGCAACAGCCUGAAGCAGCACUCGGCAGAGAAAGGCCCUUUGAGCGCGUUGCACGGCGAGAGCUCCCUGGAAGUGAUGGGAGAAAAAAUCUCCACAAUCCAAACGGAGCUGCCUGCAAACAGCUCCUCCCAGGUCAAAUGAGGGGGACGUGGACCCGACCCGUCCCGUCCGCCGUCAAGCUCUCAAAAGAUACACCCGCUUGGAAACACAUCUCUGCUGUGCCAGAGAUUUCAGAAGAAACCAAAACAAACUCUGUUCAGGGAUACAGCAGCGAAGGAGAUGAAGGAAUUCCCAAAAGGGGCAACUCAGGAGCAGCGGUCCGACGCUGAAACGCACACGUAUCAUUUCAGAGACAUCAUCUCCGCCUCGCUCGGUGAUCAUGAAAUAGUGUAUCGGAGCGAACCAGGCUCAUUGUCCCUAAAUGUGAGCAAGAACCUUUACCUCCGAGGUGUUACAGUGACAAGCGUUUGUAAAUGACAACAAAGACAAACGACCAUGAUUCCUCAAGGACAACUAUGGAUGAAAGCUCAUCUUUACCUGCACCGCUAAAUGGACGUCUGCAUCUAUAUAGUGCUUUUGUUGUACUAACUACCACUCGCAGCAUUUUACACAGUCACAUUCAACCACUCAGACACGGCCAAGCACUUUUCUAGUACUUACAACCACGCACGCACGCACGCACGCACGCACGCACGCACUUCAGGUCAACUCAGUUUCAAACCUUUGGUUUUUAAAUUUUGCAGUUUAGCCUCUCUGACUUUUACUGCUUGUGAAAUCUUGCAACUGUUUUCUCGUUGGGCGUGAAAGCUGCAAAUUCUGCCUCGGUACUUUUCUUUCCGUUACGCUGUUUUGUGAUUUCAUGACAGCUUGGCAAAGGGCAAGCCUUGUACAGUUCUUUUACAGCUUCGUGCGUCACACCACUGACUUCGGCACAUGGGACGGGGGGUUCGAUUUCACCGUCAGGACUUGGCUUACAAAUCCAGUGUGGGCAAUCAGGCAAGGCCCUAACCGAUAAUUGCAGGUCGCUUUUGGACAAAAGCUUCAGCAAAAUGAAUGUAAUGUUGUGUAGCUGUCCGCAACCUUAAAUGUUUGGCAUUUUUUUAACUUUCGAAAAAUCUGUGACGUACAAAACACGUCACUAGCUAUUGUGAUGGAGAGUGGACAAUUGGACUGAAAAACAAUUGACUACCAUUUGCACCAGUGGUGAUCCUUUUUUGAUGACAUACGGGACACGUGUUAAAAUGAUGCCAGUCCACUGCAUUUUUAUCACGACGAGAUGAGUCACAUCAGUAUAUCAUUUAAAGACCUGAACUUUUAAACGUGGCUGCUUGCGUCACAUAUGGGACCAACUGGUUUGACGACCAAAGUGUUACCUUUGCUGUGAAAUAUUUUUGUAUUGUUGAUAGCUAAAUGCAGCUUUGUGUGAAUUUGAGUCUGUUUAAAGUUAUUUUCAUAUCCUGUCAUAAUGUUUGCUAUCGGCAGCUUGGAUUUUAUCCACGGUUCUGUACAGAUUUUGAAUUAACAUUAAAUAAAAUGAAAUUUUUGGGUUAUCAUUAAUGAAACUAA